GCGGCGGCACCAUGUUCCUCCACUCCGUCAAUCUCUGGAACCUGGCGUUUUAUGCCCUCAUGGUCUUCAUGGCGACCCUGGGGUUGUGGGACGUCUUCUUCGGCUUUGAGGAAAACAAGUGUAGUAUGAGCUACAUGUUUGAGUAUCCGGAGUAUCAGAAAAUAGAACUUCCAAAGAAACUGGCAAAACGCUAUCCUGCAUAUGAAUUAUAUCUUUAUGGAGAAGGAUCCUAUGCUGAAGAACACAAAGUUCUCCCUUUAACGGGUAUUCCUGUUCUCUUUCUUCCCGGUAAUGCUGGAAGUUAUAAGCAAGUUCGUUCUAUUGGCUCUAUUGCACUUAGAAAAGCUGAAGACAUUGACUUCAAGUACCACUUUGACUUCUUUAGUGUGAAUUUCAAUGAAGAACUGGUGGCACUAUACGGUGGAAGUCUUCAGAAGCAGACCAAGUUUGUGCAUGAAUGCAUUAAGACAAUUCUCAAGCUCUAUAAGGGUCAAGAAUUUGCUCCAAAAAGUGUGGCGAUAAUUGGUCAUUCUAUGGGUGGCCUUGUUGCAAGAGCAUUGCUUACGUUGAAAAAUUUUAAGCAGGAUCUGAUCAAUCUUCUUAUUACACAAGCAACACCUCAUGUUGCUCCUGUGAUGCCAUUAGAUCGUUUCAUUACAGAUUUUUAUAUGACUGUAAACAACUAUUGGAUUCUGAAUGCUAGACACAUAAAUUUAACCACACUGUCUGUAGCUGGAGGAUUCCGGGAUUACCAAGUUCGUUCAGGACUGACUUUUCUACCAAAAUUAAGCCAUCAUACCAGUGCCUUAUCUGUUGUGAGUUCAGCAGUGCCUAAGACCUGGGUUUCAACAGACCACCUCUCCAUUGUAUGGUGUAAACAAUUACAAUUGACGACAAUUCGAGCAUUCUUUGAUCUUAUUGAUGCUGAUACUAAACAAAUAACUCAAAAUCCCAAGAAGAAAUUGUCAGUUUUGAAUCACCACUUCAUAAGACACCCAGCAAAACACUUUGAGGAAAAUCCAUCAAUAAUUUCUGACUUAACAGGGACAUCUAUGUGGGUUCCAGUAAAAGUGUCCAAAUGGACCUAUGUGGCUUACAAUGAAUCUGAUAAGAUAUAUUUUACAUUUCCCCUUGCAAAUCAUAGAAAAAUCUACACUCAUGUCUAUUGUCAGAGCACCAUGCUGGAUACAAAUAGCUGGAUUUUUGGCUGCAUAAACAGCACUUCUAUGUGCCGGCAAGGGGUUGAUUUAUCAUGGAAAGCUGAACUGCUGCCAACAAUUAAGUCUCUGACGUUAAGACUUCAAGACUAUCCAUCUUUGUCUCAUCUUGUUGUUUAUGUACCAUCUAUUCAUGGAAGUAAGUUUGUUGUAGAUUGUGAAUUCUUUAAAAAAGAGACAAGAUCCAUACAGCUUCCUGUAACUCAUCUUUUUUCCUUUGGGUUGUCUUCAAGGAAAGUGAUAUUAAAUACAAGUGGCCUGUUCUAUAAUAUAGAGCUUCUGAACUUUGGACAGAUAUACCAAGCUUUUAAAGUCAACGUGGUAAGCAAGUGCUCAGGAGUGAAAGAAGAAAUUACUAGUAUCUAUAAACUUCAUAUUCCCUGGUCUUAUGAAGAUUCACUAACCAUUGCACAGGUUCCAUCUUCCACAGAAAUUUCUGUGAAACUCCAUAUUGCUCAACCAGAAAAUGACAGCCAUGUAGCAUUAUUAAAAAUGUAUACAUCAUCAGACUGUCAAUAUGAGGUGACAGUUAAGACUUCCUUUUCACAAAUACUUGGACAGGUAGUUAGAUUUCAUGGUGGAGCUCUUCCUGCCUAUGUUAUAUCUAGUAUCCUUCUUGCUUAUGGAGGACAGUUAUACUCUCUUUUCUCAGCAGGUCACUGCUUAGAAUAUGCUGCUAUGUUGGAUAAAGAAGCCAAACCAUACAAAGUUGAUCCUUUUGUAAUUAUGGUUAAGUUUCUGUUGGGAUACAAAUGGUUUAAAGAAUUUUGGGAUAUGUUAUUGUUACCAGAAUUAGAUGCCAUCGUUUUAACUAGUCAGAGUAUGUGUUUCCCCCUUGUAUCUUUGAUUCUUUUUCUGUUUGGAACAUGUACUGCCUACUGGGGUGGCCUACUCUCUUCUACAUCUGUGAGACUCCUUUCUUCAUUGUGGCUGACUUUGAAAAGGCCCUCUGAACUUCCUAAAGAUAUGAAGAUAAUAUCACCAGACUUGCCCAUUUUGACAGUUGUUUUGAUCAUAGUUAGUUGGACAACUUGUGGAGCAUUUGCCAUCCUUCUUACUUAUCUUUACUAUGUGUUUAAGAUUGUUCAUCUGCAAGCCAGCUUAACAACUUUUAAAAAUAGCCAGACUGUGAACCCCAAACACUCUAGAAGAAGUGAAAAAAAAUCCAAUCACCAUAAAGACUCUACAGUAUACCAUCUCCGUUUAUCUGCCAGUGAUGCUGAAGAUAGUCUUCGCAUGCACAGUACCGUGAUUAACUUAUUAACAUGGAUUGUAUUACUCAGCAUGCCAUCUUUAAUUUAUUGGCUGAAGAAUCUUAGGUAUUACUUUAAACUUAAUCCUGAUCCGUGUAAACCUUUGGCAUUUAUCCUUAUUCCAACUAUGGCAGUUCUUGGAAAUACUUACACUGCUUCAAUAAAAUCAAGUAAAUUGUUGAAGACUACUUCACAGUUUCCACUACCUCUGGCUGUUGGUGUGAUUGCUUUUGGUGAAUACUCUAUCAAAAACAUGAAUUCUUCCCUAAAACGUGUACUUAUUGUUCCUCAGAUUAUUGAGGCUUGUAUUUGUAUAUCAAAUAAAGUUAAUUUAGUCAAUAAUAAUUUCUCAGUAGUUAAAUAUAAACUCACAUUCAUGUAUAUUUUUAAACAUUUUCUCUUUUACUUUUUCCUUCCUAAUUAUUUUUAAGGUAUCAAGAGAGAGCUGGCUUCAGAUUCUUGUGGGUUUUUCUUUUAAUGUAAAGACUGACAUUUUUACUGUGCUCAUUUAAAAUAACAUACAAUUUCUAUCAAAACAAAUUAUUCCAUUCAUAGGACAUUCAUGGUCUCGGCCAAAAGAUGCCCACAUCUCUGUGUGGCAUCUCAGAAGUUUUUUGUAUAUUUUUCAAUUUCAAUUUUGAACAUAAACUCCACACUUUUCUUUCUUCUCAUUUCACCUCCACCGCCUCCCAUCAAAGACAAAAAUAUAGGUUUCUCUAAAAGCAUGUAAAAAGAAAACAUGUCUUUCCUUAAAGCAUGGUCAAAUUGAGAUGGAAAUAGUUUGGGGAAGUGUAUGUAAUACAAUAAAUACAUGGCUGUCAACUCGCAUCAGUUUCUAUAUUAUAGUUAAAAGUUUAUAGAGGACAAACUAUGUGUUUUACUGAGACAGACUCAGUAAUCAUUUAUUUGCAAAUCAAUAAUUUUACUCUCAUCCAGAAAAUGCAGUGCAUAGUAAUUAUACUUAACAGUAAAAACAAUUUGUCCUAUAGUAUAUACUGAAAAAUGAUUGUCACCUUGCAGAUUUUUCUUUUUAAACAUGCAUGAUCUUCUCCAGUACUUUGUACAAUGUAUGGUAUACUAAAAACAUUUAUGUGUAAUUUUGUGUGUAUUUUUUAUGGUAUAAUUAACUUUAUUACAUUUAACUGGUUGUAAUGCACAAAAAAGUGCUAUUUAUUGUACUCUGUAGAGUGUUGUGAAUGUUUUUAUCUGUGUUUCAACAUUAUGGUGUAGGGUUUAAUAGAUGAAUAUUUGCCUUUAGUCUCCACUCAGGUAUUAAUGUGUAGCAAUUUUUGGUGCUUUCUUUUUUAUCUGUCAUAAUCUGGUGUUCGGAAUGUUCAACAAUAAAUUUGAUGAACAAGAA
Messenger RNA from Lagenorhynchus albirostris (white-beaked dolphin), 3830 nucleotides. It is a transcript of the gene PGAP1, whose product is annotated as post-GPI attachment to proteins inositol deacylase 1. Gene Ontology annotation, biological process: GPI anchor metabolic process; endoplasmic reticulum to Golgi vesicle-mediated transport. Gene Ontology annotation, molecular function: phosphatidylinositol deacylase activity. Bases 12 to 2900 code for a protein of 962 amino acids. The transcript has 28 exons. Lineage: Eukaryota; Metazoa; Chordata; Mammalia; Artiodactyla; Delphinidae. The record is from RefSeq and is a predicted model, not a curated record. Gene Ontology annotation, cellular component: endoplasmic reticulum.